AUGGCCAGGAAGCUGCAAUCGAAACCAGUGUCCGAGUUGAGCGCGGACGAAGUCGAGUUGCUAUAUCGUGCUGGUCACGCAAAUCGAGGACCUUUGGGCAGUGGCAACAGGCGGACGCUCUAUAGUCAGCACAAGAUACUCCGCGCGCUAGGUCUGCUCGAUCGAGCGCUGGAAGUGCAUCCACAAUUGCGCUCCCACACUCGCGUCGAUGGUCAGCGCAUCGACACUUCGACACCAGUCGAACGGGGUCAUGGCCCAUACAAAUCGCGCUCAGCAAACCUGUCGCACGAUCUCGAGCCGCUUCGAGGUCGGCCGCGCUUACCGACCGGCCGAGGGUCAUGGAAAACCCUCCAAAGGCAACGUCAACGACUCGCUACGAUUCGCGAUCAAGCGCCCGCAUUUUCAGAGUCUCGCGAUGGUGCGUCCACGCCGCGAGCAGCGCUUCAAAGCCAUGCAUCUUCGUCCCACGCCCCGCUCCGCGCGGCAUCUCCUCAAGCCGUCCCGCACGCGCCAAAAAAUACACACUCCACGCAAUCAUCCAUCAGCGCAAGCGCACCUCGUACGCACGACUUGUCCAGACCUGCUUGGCAUGUCAACACAAUUCGCAAAGCCCGGACUCCCCGCUACGAAGUCCCCGACGCAGCCUCUUCCAAAGGUUCGCUCCUCGGCCAAGCAGGACCUGCGUUAAACUCCCGCCUGGCGAAGCGAGGUCAGCAAAUGAGCGAGGAAGCCUUGAACGAGGCAAAGGCAGUCUAUGAGCUGGUACAGCAGGCUUCGCGGCGUCACCGCCCGGACAAUCCCGGGCGCACUGCUAAAGCGUUCGGUGAGGGAGGGGAGCGCACUCUACUUCGACAAAUGAGAAUCGUAAAGCAGGCUCAAGAGUCCGGUCUUGCCGAUGAGCUCAAACAGUUUCACCGCAGUCACGCAAAUUUCCUUGAUUCCGGGCCAUCUUGGAAAGCAAAGCGCAGAACUACUCUGGCCAGGUGGAAGGUCCGCAGCAUCCUGCGCGAAGCGGGGUCCCUCCAACAGCAUGUCUGGCAAGUCGUCCCUGGUUCGCGAUCAGCCUCGAGAUACAAAGCCGAACGGCCAAGUCCUGCCAAGUUAUCAUCCGCUCAAAACUCAUGGUACAACUGGCGAGACAGAAAGGCGGCGGAGGUGAAAGAGCAUGGACUCGCAGCCAUUGCGCCCCAGCUCCAAGACUUGCACUGGGACAAUGAGCCCACCUCGGACGCCGAAAGGUCCCUCUUUCAGCGAGCGCAUGCCCUCGCCACGGCGGCUCGCUUCGUUGGCAAGCCUGUGGAACGGGCGGAUGCGAGCGCGUCACCUGCCAUGAGCUCCGUCACGGGGCCAGCAGCGCUGGCCACAAAUCGUGCCAGACGUCAAGUGCGGAAGAGGCCAUGGGUCGAUGACGACACCGACGGCGCGUCGUCUGACGCCAGCGAUUACCUGCCAUCCGCCCUGCGCGACGUGAAUCGGGCAACCAAGCCUGCUCACGCUUUUCAGCCACUGCCAUCGCACUGGCAAGCGAAAAAGAUUCGCUCAAGGCGCAAGGCCAACCGCACGGCUCUCGCUGCAAGCACGCUUGACCAUGCAGCACCCUCUUCCGCGAGACCUCGCGCAGGUCGACUCCAGCCUUUGAGCCCGGGCUUUGGCACCGCAAAGAUCGAAGCGAGCUCGCCGGCGCAGUCAAAUGCGCCGAAUGCUCAGUCGCAAAACAAGGCGAAAAGACCUCGCUCUCAAGUCACCUACGUAGAUCCCAACGAAUCUCAAGCUGUUCGGCUGCAGAAACGUGCACCACCAGAACCCGAAGCAAUCGAAAAGGCGGCUGCCGCGUACGAUGCAUGGCGCUCCCGGACCGUAAAGCACGGUCCGAAGCCCAUAGCGCUAGGCCAAGGCUGUCAAAAGACGAUCGCUCGCCAGCGCAAACGGCUCGCAGGUCUAGACGCGGCUUGUGACGUUGCCGAGGUGUUGCCGGACGGCAGGUCGCGCUUGUCCGAAUCCCAAAUGACUGACGAACGACUGCAAAGGCAUCGGCUGCUGCGUGCAGCGGCCGAUCGGCGGUACAGGGAUCGCAAGGCUUUGCGGCUGGCAAACUUUAAUGAAGAUGAGGUCUGGGAAAAAGUUCCGGGAAAUCGCAGUAUGGGUAGGCUUGGUGCACAUAUGAAAGACGCAUCUUCCCCUUACGCAGCCUCUACGUUGAAAGUUUACGGCAGCACGGUAAGAAAAGCGCAACGGAUUCGAGAGCAAGGGCUUGCGGAAGGCGAUCUGCUGAGUGUCGGUGCUCAGGCUGAAAAGGCUGCCAAGACUGGUGCAUCCUCUCUGGCGUACAGCUCCGCGGUGGAUGUCUUGCCUAGUGCGCCUCAAAGUUCGAUAGCGGCCGCUCACGCUGGCGCUUCCAGCGAGACUCGAACCUCUGCUGCGAUACCGCAGCCAGCACCGCUACAAGUCGAGAGUGGCGAAAGCGCCUUGCGCGAGUCUAGCUCGUCGCGUGACGCGAGUGCGCUGGCGCCGACCUCCUCGAAAUUCAACGCCGGUCGAAAGAAGAAUCCGCUGGGCGUUGGCUCCCAGUCCACCCUCUGGCGACAGCGUCAGGCCAAUGGGGGCGCUUUGCCCACGGACCAGGAAAAGCCUCGAGGCAAACGCGGCAGACCAAAGCUGCCCACGGGAGUUGGUAGGCCGAUCACCCUGUGGCGGCAGCGUCAAAGGGCGCGGGUAGAGAAUGGCGAAGCCGAGUCGAUCGACAAGCUACCGAGCAGAAGGCAAAACUCGGGAAAGGCGCCUCUCCCUUGGGGAAAGGGAAAUCAUAGCACACUGACCCGGCAGCGAACAGCGUUGAGAAUAGGCGGAUUCAACAACGACGCCAUCCAUGUUCUGGUCCCUUGGAAGUAUCCAGAGAGGCAAAAGGAGGUGGACAAUUUCGUGCCAGCAUUUAGAGGCAAGUCGAGUACGGGAGCCUACAGACACGAACUGCUGCUCAGAGAGGGUUCCAGACUUCGCGAAAAGGGCCUCUACGAAGGAUCGGAACGUUUAAAGGCGCUCGUCGGCCAGGCCAAGAAAUGGAGAGCCAAUCGAGUCGUCGAUCAGCCUUUGAGUGACGCCAAUGCACCUCGGCCGCGGCAGGAUGCACCGACCACAUCGGUGGAGCAGUCCACUCUACCUGACGCCGCGCCAAGCCCGAGAGAGCCGCAAGAUCAAAGACCGUCAAGAACGCCGCGGAAGGCGAGACCUGCCUGGCAGUACGAGACCACCUUUCCGAAGCCCUGGGCUGCGCCCUCUUCUGCCAGAUCAUCAGCAGUUGACACUGCCUCGUCAGACGUCGCCCAGAAACCUGCGAUAACAACCCUCCAGAAGAGAUCUGGUGAAGAAGAGCUGCUGAAAGCCAAAGAGGAAGCACAGGCGCUUCUCAAGGGCAAAUUUGCCAAAGUGCCCAUCGGAACAGGACCACCCAGAGUGCAGUACGGGCACCGCGAGAUGUUGAAAAACGCUCAACGAUUUGACUUGGUCGAAAAGAUUUGGCCAGGCAUGAAACGUCGAGGCCCCGCCAGAAAAGCGCUCGGAGAGGGUUCGCUUCGGACAUUGUGGCGACAAAAGCAGCGUUUGACUCGCGAGGGACAGCCGGCGGAUGAAGUCGACUCUCUACUGCCCAAGCCGAGCAAAAACUACCACAAUGGACCGCUGGGAUUUGGACAAGGGAGCGCCAGAACCUUGUCGCGUCAACGUAGACUAUUGCGAUGGGGCAAGGUGCCCAGCGAUAAAGUCUGGGAAAUCGUACCUGCCAAGAGGCCGCGCGAGCCUAGCGCAGCGCCAGAAGCUUUUUCGGGCAGGGACGCAUCGUUGCGCAAAGAAGCCGAAUCCAUUCGCGACCACGGUUUGGUCCAUGGCACCUCGCGUCUGCUGUUAUCCAUCCUAGGCAAGCCCAAAUUGAGCAGCGCUGCCUCUUCAUCCCCUAUUCAAAGACCGCCUGAGAAGAGCCUCGGGCUUGGCGACAGCGACGUUCGCGAACAAUCGCCGACAUCUCUUGCAAGCGAUCGGGAGUAG
Messenger RNA from Ceraceosorus bombacis, 4038 nucleotides. The record is from the annotation of a GenBank genome assembly. Lineage: Eukaryota; Fungi; Basidiomycota; Exobasidiomycetes; Ceraceosorales; Ceraceosoraceae.